CUAUUUUAUUGAUUAUUAUACUCUCUCUGAUCCUGUCUAUAUAUACGAACUCAAAAUUCGCUUUCUGCUCAUUGCAUUCAUUACAAAUUCAAACGAUAUACAGAGCGAAACACAAAAAACAGAGCAAAACAUGAGUUCUGCAUCCGGAAUCACCUCUUCUACCCUCCAAACCUUCUCAAUACCCAAUCUCUCUACUUCAAAAUCUUCUCUUAAACCAUCUUCUACUCUUAGCUUCAAUACCAAUUUCCCAAAAUCAAACUUUCCCUUCGGAAAUACUAUUUCCAAAUCGAACAGAGCAAGUCCAAUUAAGGCCGUCAUGGCCGAUGCAGUGUAUGUAAAAACAGAGAGCUUCUACGAUUUAUUGGGUGUAUCUGAAAGUGGAAGUAUUUCAGAAAUAAAGAAAGCUUAUAAACAACUCGCAAGAAAAUACCAUCCCGACGUGUCGCCGCCCGAACUUAAAGAAGAGUAUACAAAGAGGUUUAUUGAAGUUCAAGAAGCUUAUGAGACUUUAUCUGAUCCAAAAACCAGAGCUUUGUAUGACAGAGAUAUGGCCAGUGGAGUAUUAGACUUAAACUCGUUUUUCUCUACCGGUAGGAGACACAGAUCACGCGACGGAUUCGAUGAUAAAAGUGACUGGGAGCAGAAAUGGCAGUCUCAGCUUUCAGAGUUAAUAAGAAAAAGUAAUGCUAAAGAAUUUGAGAAUAUUACAUGGGGAGAUAGAAUUCGUAGCCAAAAGAAUUAUUGCCAUUAAGACUUAAGAGUAAUUACUUGUUAACACAAUCUGAAGAAUUCAUUUCCCAAAAUUUAAGGGGGAAAUGGAUUAUUUUUUCUGUUCUUUCUUUAUGUAUAGAUUUCCCCUUUGUUUCUGUAUAUUGCUCAUUGGAAUAGUAUCUUUAGUUCACUUGCUUUAA
Molecule: messenger RNA, 911 nt
Organism: Jatropha curcas
Lineage: Eukaryota; Viridiplantae; Streptophyta; Magnoliopsida; Malpighiales; Euphorbiaceae
Product: chaperone protein dnaJ 20, chloroplastic
Cellular component (GO): chloroplast
Source: RefSeq, a predicted model, not a curated record